Molecule: messenger RNA, 1146 nt
Organism: Cygnus atratus (black swan)
Lineage: Eukaryota; Metazoa; Chordata; Aves; Anseriformes; Anatidae
Gene: CRYBB3
Product: crystallin beta B3
Exons: 6
Coding region: 506-1141 (211 amino acids)
Biological process (GO): visual perception; lens development in camera-type eye
Molecular function (GO): structural constituent of eye lens
Source: RefSeq, a predicted model, not a curated record
GCUCCGGGGCAGGAGGCUCAGUGGCGCGCAGAGAGGGAGAGGGGAUGUGGUGGAGGUGCUGUUGCUGACGGGUCAGAGCCUGCAUCGGUGCACCAGCACAGCCCUGUUGUGCUCGAGCCCAAACAAGCUGCAAAUGUUUUGCAAUUAUUAUUUUUUUUUUGGCUUUGCACUGUGCCUGUUUCUAGGCUAAACCCUCCCCUUUACUGCUGAUGGGAGAGUUUUCCAGAGAACCUGGCAAGAAGCAGCGUGAACAUGCUGAUGUGAAUGUCGACGUUAAUCUGCUGCAGAUCGAGCGGCACGUUUGUAAGGGACAGCCAGGAGAAAUCUGAACGCUUCCAUGGUGCGCCGCGAGCCCACGCUAUUGAGAUGAAAUCUCACGGACGGAAUCGGGUGGACGCGGCUGCUGCAUCAGCAUCCGAGCAAAGUGCUGCCCUGUUCAGCCGCAGCCCAUAAAUAGCGCGGCUGCCGCCUGCCACCAGCACGGGAGCUCGCCGGGAGAGGCACGAUGACUGAGCAGCAAAGUUCCCCCGAGCAGAUGGCGACUGGGGAGGGCGCUGGCGAGUACGGUGGCAACUACAAGGUCACCAUCUACGAGCUGGAGAACUUCCAGGGCAGGAGGUGCGAGCUGACGGAGGAGCUCCCCAACGUGGCUGAGAAGGAGCUGGAGAAGGUUGGCUCCAUCCAGGUGGAGUCCGGCCCGUGGCUGGGCUUCGAGCGACAAGCCUUCGCCGGAGAGCAGUUUGUGCUCGAGAAGGGGGACUACCCGCGCUGGGACUCCUGGUCCAACAGCCACAACAGUGACAGGCUGAUGUCCAUCCGCCCACUCCAGAUCGACAGCCCUGACCACAAGAUCCACCUCUUUGAGAACGUGGGCUACACCGGGCGGAAGAUGGAGAUUGUGGACGACGACGUCCCCAGCCUCUGGGCCCACGGCUUCCAGGACCGCGUGGCCAGCGUCAGGGCCCUGAACGGAACGUGGGUGGGCUACGAGUACCCGGGCUACCGGGGCCGCCAGCACGUCUUCGAGAAGGGCGAGUACCGGCACUGGAACGAGUGGGACGCCAACCAGCCCCUGAUCCAGUCCGUGCGCCGCGUGCGGGACCAGCAGUGGCACCAGCGGGGCUGCUUCGAGAACAGCUGAGGGGC